This is a messenger RNA of Rubroshorea leprosula, 2991 nucleotides long. The record is from the annotation of a GenBank genome assembly. Lineage: Eukaryota; Viridiplantae; Streptophyta; Magnoliopsida; Malvales; Dipterocarpaceae.
UGGAAAAGAAAAAUGGAGUCCUGAUAUGAUAAUAUCAUCCCUUGUCCACAACGUCUCGGCGUCGGUGUCUUCGUUCGGUCAAUUUUUUUUAAUUCCCCGAAGAAUAUAAAAUAAAAAAGUUGGAUUAUUUUUUGGUACAAGUAGAGCUGAAAGAAGGGGCGAGCGCGUGCCGCCGAUGUUUUGCAACUGCGUCUCCUCUCCCCUCUCCUCCCUACGCAAUCGCCUCUUGAUGCUUCUCUAAUUCGCUUCACGUAUCCUCCUCCGCCUUAAACGCAUAGCAGAUCUUCCUCCUCCUCCUCCUCCUCCUCAUCUCCUUCAACUUUUGCAUUAUUAAGGGAUGAUUUUUUUAAUCUAUGUUUCUCGAUGCUGCCGCGAAUCGCAUUUGUCAGUGAUCUGUUGAGGAUUGAUCAGAAGGAGCAUCGCUUCUGUUAAUUGGAGUCGUUUGAUGUGAUCAUUGGUGUUGUUUUCCUUAGGUUUGAAGUGGUUUAUUUUGCGGGUGGAGUGAUUGUGAUGGAGAUGGAUAGGGAUUCCGGAAAAUUGGAGCAAAUUGUUUCUCAAUUUCUAUUGAAGACAUUACAUGUUAUUUUGGACUCGAGGAUUCCUUCUCUUCAUCAACAUGAUCGGUCUGCUGAAUUGUCAUCUGUUUCUCGUGCGAGGAAGAGUGAUAGAUGGUUCAAUUUAGUACUCGGAGAUCGUCCUGCAGCACUAGAGAAUUUGAAUUUCUGGCAUCGGAAUAUCUUGGAUCCCAUGAUUAUUGAUAUUAUACUUGUUCAUCAAGGCUCUUGUUCGGCAUCAGUGGAUAAUCUCUAUGCAGCUUCAGCUGCAGGCCCCACCACCGAGACUGUUAUAGAGAGGUGGGUUGUUCAAUAUGAGUCUCCACGGGUUGUUGGUUCUCAAAGUGGUGACAGUUCUGCUUAUUACAAGAAAACCUACAAGAAGUCAAUCAUACUUUUACGGUCUCUUUAUUCGCAAAUGAGGCUUCUCCCAGCAUACAGGAUCUUUCGGCAGUUGAGCUCAUCUAGUCAAACUUAUAGUUUUGAUCUUAUUUACAAGGUUUCUUCAUUCAGCAAACCAUUUUCAAGGGAAGAGGAGGCUGAAAUGACGGAAUACAACUUUGUCCCAGUGGAGGCCUUUCCUGGCCGCCUCUGUGUCUCUGUAACUUACCGUCCAACUUUAUCUGAUUUAAACAUUGAGCCUUCUGCAUCCUUGCCACCAAAGAUAAUAGCAGAUUAUGUUGGCAGUCCCACCACUGACCCAAUGAGGUCCUUCCCAUCUUCAGAGAAAGGUGUACGUGCUACCUCCUUUCCGUUGAGAGCAGCACGGCCUCCUUCUUCAGGUCCAUUUCAACGUCCACACAGCUGGACAAGUGGUUUCCAUAGAGGAACUCCCCUUAUGCAGAAUCAAAACCUUGUUGGAUCUCCACCAGCAUAUCGUAAUUCUCCCAUGCAAUAUGAUAUUUCAUCUCCGCCAACUGAUAUAUAUGGUAGCAGAGUUCAAAGUUAUAGACCACCAGUACAGCAAAAGGCUACUGGUUAUGAUGACUAUCAGCUUUCACCCCCAUUCUCACCAUCUGCUUCCCCAUCUCCCCCAACAUACUUCUCCAGGAAUAAUUCUUUGCAAACUCAUAUUUAUUCAGGGACUGCCCCCGUAACCAUUCCACAUCCACUGACAAGCAAAAGUUCUAGAUACCUUACUCCUAACUCUUCUGAUCCAACCAGACAUUCUCUUCCACCUUUUUCUCCCAGAAGCAUAAAGCAUGAUCCUUCAUCUCAGGAAUCUCCAUCUGCAAUCCGAUCAUAUAGGAGAACAGCUCAAGAGUCACCUUCUAGUUUGACAAAUUAUUAUGGCCAGAAGCUGUUCAGAGAUAGCAAAGAGGAUUCUGGCCGGUUCUCUGGAUUGUUAUCUUCCAGUGGUUCACCACGAAUUGGAUUUUCUAGAAGCUCUAGUAGACUAUCCUUCCAGGAUGACAUGGAUGAUUGUGACUAUUCAUGUCCUUUUGAUGUGGAUGAUGUUGAUACAUCUAAUUUCCUAGCCAGUCAGAAAAUUGAUGGGAGAAGAGGUCCAGAAUCCACUUCACAUUCAGUUCCAGGGAGUAGAAAAUCACACGAUGCUGCAGUGGGUGAAUUAGUUCAAAUGCUAAGAACAGCACCACCUUUGCGACAAGAUCCAAGUUAUUCAUCUCACUCAUUGAGGACUGAAUUUGAGGGCGGAGUUGGUACAGCUUCUGGAUUCUUUAUGCCCAGAAGAGCAGCAGAUGCACUUGAGGAGCUGAAGAGUUACAGAGAUAUGAAAGAUCUGCUACUCUCAAAGAGUGGAACUCAGGUUAUAAGGAAAGAUGCAUAACUUCUCUUUAGUUGGUUCAGCCUUGUUUCAGAGAAGAAAACUUGGAUCCUAGAUGGUUAUAGAUUUAUAAAAUGUGAUAACUGCUGGUCAGUACUUGACACAGAAUCAGCUACAGCAGAUGAUAGAUUUAGAGUAAAAACAUAACAUAUUUCUUGAAGUCAAGGUUAACAAUUUAUGUACAUAUUUCUUGAAUGAAAAUUUGUUACCAUCAUUGUAUAGGGUGUUGAAAUUACUAAAUUCCAAUGAAAAAUGUUGUGUGUGGACCACUGCUUCAUGUUAUUUCUUUGUAGGACAAGAUUCAUCUUUUUGAGGAUAUAUCCUACGAAAUAUGAAUUUGAAAUCAAACAGAGUUUAUUCAUUAUUAAAAAAAAAAAAAAAAAAAAAAAGAAGGGGAAAAGGAAAAAAAAAAAAGGGACAUAAAACAGAAUUUAUUCGUCGGUCAUUGUAUGCAAAACGGCAGGGAAGCGUUGUUUUGCAGGGCAGCCAAGAGUUAGCUCCUGAUAUGAGAAUGCUUGGGUAGGGGACUCAAUGCUUUAAUGCGGUUGGCUCAACAACAGAAUUUAUGGUUCCACUCAUUGAUUGGAACAACCGAAUGCGCUGCUCUUUUCCAAUUGUGGUAGAUAAGAAUAAUAAAAAAAUUUAUUUUGA